Xenopus laevis (African clawed frog) is the source of this 2775-nucleotide messenger RNA. RefSeq names its product CCKBR cholecystokinin B receptor S homeolog (gene cckbr.S). The coding region runs from base 172 to 1533 and encodes 453 amino acids. The record is from RefSeq and is a predicted model, not a curated record. Gene Ontology annotation, biological process: neuropeptide signaling pathway; G protein-coupled receptor signaling pathway; signal transduction. The transcript is spliced from 5 exons. Gene Ontology annotation, cellular component: membrane; plasma membrane. NCBI's taxonomy places the organism in Eukaryota, Metazoa, Chordata, Amphibia, Anura, Pipidae. Gene Ontology annotation, molecular function: gastrin receptor activity; G protein-coupled receptor activity; neuropeptide receptor activity.
ACAAGAGGCAGAAGCAGGAGAGGGAAUGGAGCAGAGUGGGGGUGGGGCAGCAUUUUCUGGAGAGAGAUAGUUACUCAGUACUGAUCUGGGCACCCUGCCAUUACUAGAGCUCAGGGAAGUUUGUGGGGUGAUGGCAGUGUGAGAAUUGGGGGGCUGCACUCAGAGGCACAGAUGGAGUCUCUCAGGUCCCUCAGUAACAUCAGUGCCCUCCAUGAACUUAUCUGUCGCUAUAGCAACCUCUCUGGCACCCUGGCAUGGAACCUCUCCAGCACCAAUGGCACCCACAACCUCACAACUGCCAACUGGCCCCCCUGGAACCUCAACUGCACCCCCAUAUUGGAUCGCAAGAAGCCCAGUCCCUCAGACCUGAACCUGUGGGUGCGGAUCGUGAUGUACAGCGUCAUCUUCCUGCUGAGCGUUUUCGGCAACACCCUGAUCAUUAUUGUGUUAGUGAUGAACAAACGUCUCCGCACCAUCACCAACUCCUUCCUCCUGUCUCUGGCCCUCAGUGACCUCAUGGUGGCCGUACUCUGCAUGCCCUUCACCCUCAUCCCCAACCUUAUGGAGAACUUCAUCUUCGGGGAGGUCAUAUGCAGGACUGCCGCCUACUUCAUGGGCCUUUCUGUCAGCGUCUCCACAUUUAACCUUGUGGCCAUUUCCAUUGAGCGCUACAGUGCCAUCUGUAACCCACUGAAAUCCCGGGUCUGGCAGACUCGAUCCCACGCCUAUCGGGUGAUUGCCGCUACCUGGGUCCUGUCCAGCAUUAUAAUGAUCCCGUAUCUGGUCUACAACAAGACCGUAACGUUUCCCAUGAAGGACCGGAGAGUCGGCCACCAGUGUCGCCUGGUGUGGCCCAGUAAACAGGUGCAGCAGGCAUGGUAUAUCCUCCUCCUUACCAUCCUCUUCUUCAUACCCGGGGUGGUGAUGAUCGUGGCCUAUGGACUCAUUUCACGUGAGCUGUACAGGGGCAUUCAGUUUGAGAUGGACCUCAACAAAGAAGCCAAAGCUCACAAAAAUGGAGUCCCCACUCCAACCACUAUUCCGAGCGGUGAUGAGGGAGACGGCUGUUACAUUCAGGUCACCAAGAGGCGCAUGACCAUGGAGAUGUCCACAUUGACCCCGAGUGCCUGCACCCAGAUGGAUCGAGCACGGAUCAACAACUCAGAAGCCAAACUCAUGGCUAAGAAACGUGUGAUUCGAAUGCUAAUUGUCAUCGUGGCCAUGUUCUUCAUAUGUUGGAUGCCCAUUUUUGUAGCCAACACUUGGAAGGCCUUUGAUGAGUUAUCUGCUUUCAAUGCCCUGACGGGAGCACCCAUCUCUUUCAUCCACCUCCUGAGUUACACAUCAGCUUGUGUCAACCCUCUCAUCUACUGCUUCAUGAACAAGCGUUUCCGCAAGGCCUUUCUGGGCACGUUUGCCAGCUGUAUCAAGCCGUGCCGCAAUUUCCGCGACACAGAGGAGGAUAUAGCGGCCACAGGAGCGUCUCUCUCUAAAUUCAGUUAUACUACAGUUAGCAGCUUGGGUCCCGCCUGAAUACUGCUUGAAAUAAAUUAGAUGAGAUGCAGUUGGACUUUCAUGACUUUAAUGACUUACUUUUAAUGUUCACCCUGUUCCUCGUGGUUGUGGUUUUCAUAUACAUACAAUACUUCAGGGGUGCUGGAGCCCACAGAUCAUGAUUAACUUCUAUAUUUAUGUCCUCCUCUGUUCUGAGGAACUCUAAGGGGGGGACUAAAAUUGUGUUACAUCCUCAAACAUUCCUGAGGAACCAUAAAUGUUGAGUAUUCACAGUUACAUUGUCCCACAGUCCUGAGAAUUAGAAAGCUACAAAUGUGUUCUCCAUUCUUACACCAAGUCUGAAGGAAGAAGGUUCUACACCAUGGCUACAUGAUCAAGCAGUGCUGAGGAACUGAAAACUGUUUGUUCUCCAAAGUUACAUCCCCAUAGAACUAUGGGAACCAAUAAACUACUGUAUGUGGGUUCUUUAGAAUGCUGUCACACCGUUCUCCAUGUUUGGGAGGUACUCUAAGCUGUAUGUCUCCUCCCUGAAUAUAUUCAAUUCUGGGGAAUCCUGAGCUGCUAUGUGUAUUCCUUGUGCACGAAUCCUAAAACAAAGUGAGGGAACAUGCACCCCUCCAUGAGUCAAUAUCAGCACCAUCCUCAAGCAAUUCUAAGGGUAUUCAUCAUCUUACAUAUACUCCUAAAGGAACCUUGGGCUCUCAGUACAGGAACCUCAAAUCCAUGUCCAAUGUUUGGUUGGACAAUUUCAUGUUCUAAUAUCAUUUCAGUUUAAACUGAAAAAAAAACACCCCCAGGCAAUUAAAAUUAUUUCCAGGUAUUUCUGACAAAUUUCAGUGCUUUACGGAGGUUAUUCAUAUCACACGCUUGGAGCUUGCAGUCUAAGUCCUGUAUCAGUUGUCAAUGAACCUGCCUGUAUGUAUUUGGAGCAUGGAAGGAACCAUUCACACAGACAUGGGGAGAGCAAAUACCUCCUUGUACAUAGUGCGAAUGCUGGAAUUGAACUCAGGACCCCAGCGCUGCAUUUGACAAGUGCUACUCACUGAGCCAAUGUAAUAACCUAUAAGCAUGUUGCAUUCAUAGGACUCUAUACUUCUACUCCAUGCAUUUGUACCUGCAUUUGUUGUCCAUGGCCCAUGCAUAUCAUUGCUUGUCUCUUUGUCUGGAUACUUCUCGUAUUAUUUGCACCCAUGUGAAUCAUUUCAGCAGAUGCAGAGAUUCCUAAUGCAGACAGUGAAUAAAUAAUACAGGUUGGCUUUC